AUGGCCGAGUCGGCCAUUGGCUCCGUGCUUGGCAACGUGAGCACCCUUGCGGUCCAGGAGACCACAUUCCUAUGUGGUGUCAACCUUGAAGCGGGAUUCUUGAAGGAUGAGCUAAAGUGGCUAAAGAGCUACCUUAAAUCCGCCGACGCCAAAAGGAGAUCAGGAGAUGAGCUUGUGGCUACCUGGGUCAGCCAGAUCGAUGCAGCAUAUGAGGCCGAGAAUGCCAUUGAAGCGGCCGACUACAUGGAGAAGAGAAACAGGCUCAAGAAGGGCUUCAUGGGUGCCAUCUCCAGGUAUGCUCGCUUGCCAAGUGACCUGAUUGCUCUUCACACAAUUGGUGCUGAAAUACAGCGAGUAAAAAGGAAGAUCAGUGAGAUAUUUGAUAGUGCAAACCGUUUGAAAAUAAAUUUGGAUACUAGUGAUGUAGAAAAGGUUCAUAUUGAGGAUGAGUAUCCACAAGAUUAUGGUACUGUGCACCAAAACUUUGAAGAUAUUGACCUUGUUGGUUUUGGGGAUGAGUACAAAGAAAUAGUUGGCAAGUUAGUUGACAAAGAGGACAUAACUCUUAGUGUUGUCUCCAUAGUUGCCAUGGGUGGGGCUGGAAAAACAACACUCGCUAGAAAAGUAUACACUUCAUCUAGUGUCAAACAACACUUUGAGGCAGCUUCUUGGGUCACUGUAUCUCAAAAAUUCAAGGGCAUUGAUUUACUAAAGGAUAUUAUGAAACAAAUAAUGGGGGGCAGAGAUGAGUCAGUUGCUAAGAUGAAUGGGUAUGAGGUGGGAAAUAAGAUCCAUGAUUUUCUAUUGCAAAAAACAUACUUGGUAGUUCUUGAUGAUGUGUGGGAAACCAACACAUGGGAUCAGAUAAACAAAAGGGUUAAGACUUUUCCAGAUGCAACUAAUGGUAGUAGAGUACUAUUAACCACCCGGAAAGAAGAUGUUGCAAAUCACGUCCAAAUGCCAACCUAUGUCCAUCAUUUGAACAAGUUAGAUGAAGAGAAAAGUUGGGAACUAUUUAGUUGCAAAGCUUUACCAUCAUAUAAGAGGUCUGUCAUACGUGAUGUGGACGAGUUUGAAAAACUUGGGAGAAAGCUUGCAAAGAAAUGUGAUGGACUGCCACUUGCACUUGCAGUUUUGGGGGGUUACCUACCUGUCAAAAAAUAUAAAUGUACAAACAUGGUCCAAUAUACUCUAUGA
Molecule: messenger RNA, 1197 nt
Organism: Triticum turgidum subsp. durum (durum wheat)
Lineage: Eukaryota; Viridiplantae; Streptophyta; Magnoliopsida; Poales; Poaceae
Source: the annotation of a GenBank genome assembly